This is a messenger RNA of Tribolium madens (black flour beetle), 1623 nucleotides long. RefSeq names its product guanine nucleotide-binding protein G(s) subunit alpha-like. The coding region runs from base 121 to 1302 and encodes 393 amino acids. The transcript has 6 exons. Gene Ontology annotation, cellular component: heterotrimeric G-protein complex. Gene Ontology annotation, molecular function: G-protein beta/gamma-subunit complex binding; G protein-coupled receptor binding; GTP binding. Gene Ontology annotation, biological process: adenylate cyclase-activating dopamine receptor signaling pathway; sensory perception of chemical stimulus. NCBI's taxonomy places the organism in Eukaryota, Metazoa, Arthropoda, Insecta, Coleoptera, Tenebrionidae. The record is from RefSeq and is a predicted model, not a curated record.
UUGACACGUCAAGUAACCUAACUUAUUUGUUUAUUGUUUUCGGUUUGUUAUUUGCAUUGUUGAGAAAAGUGGCGAAGUGAUACGAUCGAAAUCAGUUAGAUUUAAGAUUCAGAAUGUACUAUGACUAGCAAGAAACAGGAUUGUACGUGUUUGUUUCCAUUCUUGCCGUGCUGGUACCCCCUAAACCCCGACGAUUUGAUCAAGAAGCGCCGUAGCAAUGACAUCGACAAGCAGAUUGCUAAAGACAAGGAGGAGUUCAACAAGACGCUCCGGUUGCUCUUGUUGGGGGCCGGCGAAUCGGGCAAGUCGACGAUUAUCAAGCAGAUGCAGCUCAUUCACGUUGAUAAAUUCAGUGAUACGGUUAGGAGACAAAGACGGGACGAUAUUAGGAAUAAUCUCGUCGAUGCGAUAGUUAGCAUACUUGGGGCAAUGCCCAAGAUCAGCCCACCAGUCAGAUUAGAUAACGAGAGGCAUGAGGCAAUGGCUGCGUGGGUUCUAGAUAAUGCAACUAAACAGGAUUUUGACUAUCCGAGUCAGUUCUACGAGUUUACCAAGCUUUUGUGGAAGGAUAAAGGAGUCCAGGCCACUUUUGAACGGAGUAAUGAAUAUCAGUUGGUAGACAGCGCCAAGUAUUUUUUAGAAAAGAUUGAUGAAAUUGCAAGAGACGAUUAUAUGCCCACAGAUCAGGAUAUUAUAAGGUGCAGGGUCCUCACUACGGGUAUUUACGAACUUUCCUUCCAAGUUAGAGAAAUUAAUUUUCAGAUCAUAGACGUGGGUGGGCAGAGGGACGAGCGCCGCAAGUGGUUUUUGUGCUUCAACGACGUGACAUCCAUCAUCUUCGUCACAGCUUGUAGUUCCUACAAUUUGGUUUUGCGUGAAGAUCCGUCCAAAAACCGUCUCAAGGAAAGUCUCGAAUUGUUUAAAGUGGUGUGGAACAAUCGGUGGUUGUGUCGCAUUUCCGUCAUAGUAUUUUUAAAUAAGCAGGAUCUCUUCAGGGAAAAAAUCCUUUCAGGUCGAAGUAAGCUCGAGGACUAUUUUCCUGAAUAUAAAGACUUCAAACCGUCGCAAGUGGAACGUGGGGAGCAUCCCGAAGUGAACCGAGCCAAACAGUUUAUAAAAAACGAGUUUGAGAAAAUCAGCAGAUUGAGUAAUCAAUCGUUGCAACACCGGUUUUACCCCCACUUCACCUGUGCGAUAGACACUGAUGACGUCAAAAGAGUCUUUGAUGUGUGUCAAACGGUCUUUGACGACUGCCGCAAAAACAUUCAAAUCAAGCAUCUCAUCGAACAUGAUUUAAUGUAACUGUGGUACUUACAAGCAUUUGUUAUUUGUUCUCCACUUUAUUAUUUAUGUUUUAAAGCAAAUAACUAUAUAGUCUGAUCAGUUUCUGAUUCAGUAUUUGAAUGUGAUACUUGUUGAAACGAAUUUUUUGUUAGAAAUGCUUCCUUUGUUCUCAUACUGUUAUUCGUGCCUUCACACGAACUAAAAUCUGGACAAAAUUCUUUGUGCCUUAAUUUAGUUUUUAUUGUUUUCUCUUGUGAAGAUCUGACCAAUCUUCAUUGCCCGGUAGUUGAGUAUCUCACGCUAAUAAAUAAGUCAAUAAAUUAACUGCUGCUAAACGCA